AUGGCUCGCCCCAUCAGCUUCGUUUUUUUGUCCAGUUGGACAGCUGUAGCUUUUGCGUUCCCUCACAAUUCUUUUGACAACAUUAUUAAAGGGUCAAGAGUGGAAUUUGAAUCGUCUGGAAGCGGACCCGGUGAACCUGUCCGGGGAAUAGUGAAGGUUGUGCAGCUGGACCCCCGUGCCGUGGCCCAGUCAGGCUUCAUCAGAGGAGGACUCACCCCCAGAAGGGCACCCUCCUUCAGUUCCAGAAUGUCCUUCCCUGCUUUUUUGUCUCAGGGGCGUCCAGGUCCGGCUCUGGCCCCCAAGGCCCCAGUGAAUCCGCUACGUCUCCUGCACUCUAAAAGCCCCACUGAGAUGGAACUGAAGAAGAGGCAAGGCCUGCAGAUGUGGCAGAGAUCCAUUAAUAAAGGAGAGAAGAUUAGCGUGUCCCUGCCAAUCAACCUGAAGGACACUAAACAGACGUGCACUGCGGUACCUUUCACUCAGCGCGUGACGGCGGAUGGAUGUGACACAGUAACAGUGCACAACAAGCUGUGUUUCGGCCAGUGCAGCUCCCUGUUCGUCCCGUCCGAGGGGGAGUUUGCUGGGCCGGGCACCGGGACGGGGGCCCUCCGCCACCGGGCCCCCUGCUCCCGCUGCGCCCCGUCCAAAGCUUUAACCGUGGCUGUGCCCCUGCGCUGCGGAGCCAAAGUCCUGGAGAAGCUGGUGAUGGUGGUGGAGGAGUGCAAGUGCGAGACGGGCCGGGAGGAAAAGAGUGCCGAGGCUGCGGCGUCCACACACCUGUAA
Anoplopoma fimbria (sablefish) is the source of this 783-nucleotide messenger RNA. It is a transcript of the gene dand5, whose product is annotated as DAN domain family, member 5. The record is from RefSeq and is a predicted model, not a curated record. The transcript has 2 exons. Lineage: Eukaryota; Metazoa; Chordata; Actinopteri; Perciformes; Anoplopomatidae. Bases 1 to 783 code for a protein of 260 amino acids. Gene Ontology annotation, biological process: determination of heart left/right asymmetry.